Molecule: messenger RNA, 894 nt
Organism: Vespa mandarinia (Asian giant hornet)
Lineage: Eukaryota; Metazoa; Arthropoda; Insecta; Hymenoptera; Vespidae
Gene: Cyt-b5
Product: Cytochrome b5
Cellular component (GO): membrane; intracellular membrane-bounded organelle
Molecular function (GO): heme binding
Source: RefSeq, a predicted model, not a curated record
AAUAGAAAUUCUCUAAUGUUAAACUUCGUUUCUGAGUGAAGAUCACUAGAAGGAAAUCAUUCUAACAGAACGGACUUCGAGUCAUUGAUUGUAGAACGACUUUAUUAUUUUGAUAGUGCCUAAAAAUAUAAAAUAUUAAAUAAUAUUGAAAUGGCGUCCGAAGAUGCUACUGGUACUUCUACAAUUAAAUAUUAUACACGUGCCGAAGUUGCAAAAUAUAAUACAGCUACAAAUUCAUGGAUAAUUAUUCAUGAUAAAGUGUAUGAUGUGACAAAAUUUUUAAAACAGCAUCCUGGUGGUGAAGAAGUUAUUUUGGAACAUGCUGGACGAGAUGGAACAGAACCCUUUGAAGAUAUUGGUCAUUCUAGUGAUGCAAGAGAAAUGAUGGAACCAUAUAAAAUAGGAGAAUUAGUAGAAGAAGAAAGAACAAAAAGUGACGAUAAGAAAGAACGGGACUGGGCAAAUGGUGCUUCAAAUGGAGACAGUUCUAGUUGCUGCAUGGUCAUGUGAUGAUUGGCUAUUGCAGUGGUUCUUGGAGAUCCUGGCUGAUUCCUGUUGUACUUGGGGUGCUAGCAACUCUUAUCUACCGUUAUUUCAUCAGCGCACAUUGAAACAUUCCAUAAGAUUAUUAUCUUAUUUUAUAAACAUAUAUAUAUAUAUACAUAUAUAUAUACAUAACGUGUUAAGAAUUGAUUGUUGUGUAUAAUUCGGCGUGAACAAUCAUUCUAUGUUACACACUAUUGUAAUUAUUUUUUAUUGGAAGCUAUGAAAAGCUAAACAAUCAGAUGGUCUAGCAUUUAUAUCUAGAGAACAUCAGACAUAAUAUAUCUGUAUGUAUAUAUGUGUAUCAAUUAGUACAGUAUCUAUGAAGCCAAAAAUAAAUUAAUUUAAUUU